Messenger RNA from Phoenix dactylifera (date palm), 2090 nucleotides. RefSeq names its product SECY homolog 1 (gene SCY1). Gene Ontology annotation, biological process: protein transport. NCBI's taxonomy places the organism in Eukaryota, Viridiplantae, Streptophyta, Magnoliopsida, Arecales, Arecaceae. Gene Ontology annotation, cellular component: membrane. The record is from RefSeq and is a predicted model, not a curated record.
AAUAGCGUUUGAAGUGGAGAGAGAGCGGAGAAAAGAGAGCGCGGCUGAAGGCGAGAGCGCAACAGCGGCGACACCAUGCUCCUCCCCUCGGUUCGGGAGCCUCUCUCCUCCUCCUCCUCCUCCUCCUUCUCCUCCUCCUCCGGUCUUCUUCUACUCUCCGGCCUCUGUUCCUCCGUCCCUCGGCCUUCCACCGCCUCCUCGUGGUCUGGCCACCGCGUCCUCAGGGCUUCGUCCUCCUCCGUGGUGGAAGGAGCGCCAAAGAGAAACCCCAGCUGGAAAUCUCUCCUGCGUCUCGGCUUCAAGAACGGAAACAGCAAGAGGUGUAUUCCACAACCUGAUGGCUCAGUUUUUGAUCCUUUGGCUUUUAACAUGGAGAAACCUUCAGGUUUAAAUGUUGCUUGGGACAGUGUUAUGGAUUUCUUUUCCCAAACAUUUGAAAGUACAUUUAGUCCAAGGAAGGAGAAAUCUUCUUUAAAUCGAGGGGUAGCAGCUGCAAUUGAGGAUAGCUCCAUUGACAUCGGUGAUUUUUUUAAAGGCCCUCUACCUGGGAAAUUUCUGAAGCUUUUAGGAUAUUUAGCUUUAUCUCGACUUGGAGUCUAUGUACCUUUAGGUGGAGUCAACCGUGAAGCAUUUGUUGGUAAUUUGGACCAGAACAGUCUUCUAAGCACUUUAGAUUCAUUUUCUGGUGGUGGGAUUGGUAGGCUGGGAAUCUGCUCCCUUGGUAUCGUUCCAUUUAUCAAUGCACAAAUAGUAUUUCAGCUUCUUACUCAGAUCUAUCCAAAGUUGCAAGAUCUUCAGAAGAGAGAGGGAGAAGCAGGCAGGAAAAAGGUUCUUCAGUAUACACGCUAUGCUUCAGUAGGGUUUGCAGUGGUCCAGGCCAUUGGGCAAGUGCUUUACCUUCGUCCAUAUGUCAAUGACUUCAGUACAGAAUGGGUAUUAUCAUCAGUUACAUUUUUGACACUUGGAUCAGUUUUUACUACUUACAUUGGGGAAAGGAUAUCUGACCUGAAACUUGGAAAUGGAACUUCUCUAUUAAUAUUCACAAACAUCAUAUCAUACUUGCCUAUAUCAUUUGGACGAACAAUUGCACAAGCAUUUCAGGAUGGAAAUUACAUCGGACUUGCUACCAUCAUCAUGUCAUUUUUUCUAUUAGUCCUUGGUAUUGUGUAUGUCCAGGAAGCUGAGAGGAAAAUACCCCUCAAUUAUGCUUCAAGAUACAGCAGUAGAAGUGGGGGGCUUCAAAAAUCUGCAUAUCUUCCUUUCAAGGUGAACAGCUCAGGGGUGAUGCCCAUCAUAUUUUCAACAUCAUCAUUAGCUUUACCUGGUACUCUGGCACGCUUCUCUGGUUUGGCUGCUCUCAAAAAAGCUGCAGUUGCAUUGAACCCAGGCGGUGGAUUGUAUCUUCCUACUAAUGUAUUGCUGAUAGCUUUCUUCAAUUAUUACUAUACAUUUCUCCAAUUGGAUCCUGAUGAUGUAAGUGAGCAGUUGAAGCGUCAGGGUGCUUCGAUACCACUUGUCCGACCUGGAAAAAGUACAGCUGCUUUUCUUAAAACAGUUCUUAGCCGGAUAUCAGUUUUAGGUUCUGCCUUUUUGGCCGUGCUGGCUGCUGGCCCCGCUGUGAUCGAACAGACCACUCACUUGACUGCAUUCCGAGGAUUUGCAGGCACUUCCAUUCUCAUCCUCGUUGGGUGUGCAACUGAUACAGCAAGAAAAGUUCAGGCAGAGAUAAUAUCACAGAAGUACAAGAAUAUUGAGUUCUAUGAUAUUGACCGGUUAUGAAUGAGUCCAACAAAAUCCAUGCAGAUUUCUUAUGGCUCAUGAAUGUGUCCAACCAAAUCUGCAUUAUGUCCAAGCAAAUCCAUGCAUUUUUUUUUUCAUCCAUGCACACUGGAAAAAAGGAAAAUUAGAUUUGUGAACAUAUGUUAAGUUGAAUUUCUCUCUCUCUACCCCCCCAUCUCUCUCAAUGUUUGAUGUGUAUAGUAUUAACAUUUGCAGAAACAUUGCAUUGAUUGCUAUUUUUGUAUGAUGAUAUGUUUUGGAUAUUAAUUGCAAAUGCUAUGCUAGCAAAUGCAACAUCAAUGAAAGACAUA